UACUUUAUUAUUAUAAAUAUAGAACUCCACUAUUAGAAACAGCUUCGUGCUCGUUAUUUGUCUUUUAGCCUGCCUCCCCUGGGAUUGAACAACACUCUGAUAUUGGGUAGAGAGAGAGUGGGAGAUGAGUGGUGGAAGUGAAGGAGAGACGCUUGAGUACACACCUACAUGGGUGGUGGCUGCUUUGUGCACUGUUAUAGUCGCCCUUUCUCUUGCUGUUGAAAGACUUCUUCAUUAUUGUGGGAUUUUUCUCAGGAGGAAGAACCAGAAGCCCCUCUAUGAAGCCCUUCAAAAAGUUAAAGAAGAGUUGAUGCUUUUGGGUUUCAUAUCUCUAUUGCUGACAGUUUCCCAGAACACCAUAGCUAAAACAUGUGUGCCAGAGAAUGUGGUUAACGACUUGCUUCCUUGUCGCCUUAGUGAAAAGCAAAAAGAAAAAGGACAUGAGUCCUAUUCUACGACUACAACUAAACAUUUUCAAAGCUUCUCUCCUGGUACCAUUUCUGGCACUUUUAGGCGUCUUCUGGCUGAAGCGUCAGAAGCCAAUCAUGGUUAUUGUGCCAAAAAGGGCAAGGUACCGUUGUUAUCAUUGGAAGCCAUACACCAUCUACAUAUCUUCAUAUUUGUCCUGGCCAUUGUCCAUGUAACUUUCUGUGUUCUCACCAUUCUUUUUGGAGGUGCAAGGAUUCGUCAGUGGAAACACUGGGAGAAUGAAAUUGCAAAAGAUCGCUGUGAUACAGACCAAGUUUUGCAAAAAAAGUUCACCCAUGUCCAACAACAUACUUUUAUCAAGGAGCGUUUUUUGGGAAUUGGUAAAAAUUCAGCUCUGCGAGUAUGGCUGGAUUCCUUUUUCAAGCAAUUCUAUGUGUGUGUGACCAAGUCAGAUUACAUAACUUUACGGCGAGGAUUUAUCAUGACACAUACCAGAGGAAACCCAAAGUUUAAUUUUCACAGAUACAUGGUGCGUUCCCUCGAAGACGACUUUAAGACAGUUGUUGGUAUAAGUUGGUAUCUUUGGGUUUUCGUGGUCAUCUUCUUAUUGCUGAAUAUCAAUGGUUGGCACACAUAUUUCUGGAUAGCAUUCAUUCCUUUAUUUCUUCUUCUCGCUGUUGGCACUAAGCUGGAGCAUGUAAUUACCCAGUUGGCAUAUGAGGUUGCUGAGAAACAUGUAGCCAUAGAAGGGGAACUAGUAGUUCAACCAUCAGAUAAUCACUUUUGGUUCCACAGGCCUGGCUUUGUCCACUUAUUGAUCCAUUUCAUCCUCUUCCAAAAUGCUUUUGAAAUUGCAUUUUUCUUUUGGAUCUGGGUUCAAUAUGGCUUUGAUUCCUGCAUAAUGGGACAAAUCAAAUAUAUUGUUCCACGGCUAAUUAUAGGGGUGUUUAUUCAGGUACUCUGUAGCUACAGCACUCUUCCCCUUUAUGCCAUUGUCUCACAGAUGGGAAGUACUUUCAAGAAAUCAAUAUUUGAGGAGCAUGUGCAAGCAGGCCUCGUUGGUUGGGCUCAAAAGGUGAAGAAAAAGAGAGGGCAAAAAGGUUCAACGGAAGGAUCUAGCGAAGCAAGUUCCCAUGUUUCUGCUGGGGGGCUUCAGCUGGAGAAACUGAAACGGUUAAAAGAAGCCAAUGAAGGUUCCGCUCAAUCGAGUUCUCAUGAAGGUUCUACUUUGGGAAAUAAUGCUCCUGCUCCUCCUUUUCCUCGGGAGGCUGAGCCUUGAGUUGCUUCUAGUAGGAACUGUAUAACUCACGACUAGGAUGGCUGCAGUUGUAUUAUGGGCAAGCCUUCCAGCAUCAUAAAUAUUUUUGUUUAUUUUCUUUCCAAUAUUUAGUAGCAAUUAUGUACGAAGGCAUAUUGAUACUGAAUUGCAUGUCAUCAUGAGCAUCUUGUGUGCUUUGUAUUCAGCGAUUCAGCUAGCAUGUCUGUAUUUUCAAAUGAGUGUUAUGUAAGAUUCAUUACCAUAUAAAUAACUGUUAUUUUUCAGUUUCCUUUUUGCA
Molecule: messenger RNA, 1985 nt
Organism: Populus euphratica (Euphrates poplar)
Lineage: Eukaryota; Viridiplantae; Streptophyta; Magnoliopsida; Malpighiales; Salicaceae
Gene: MLO1
Product: Seven transmembrane MLO family protein
Exons: 13
Coding region: 125-1708 (527 amino acids)
Biological process (GO): defense response
Cellular component (GO): membrane
Source: RefSeq, a predicted model, not a curated record